This is a messenger RNA of Colletotrichum lupini, 1794 nucleotides long. RefSeq lists its product as uncharacterized. The coding region runs from base 1 to 1794 and encodes 597 amino acids. The record is from RefSeq and is a predicted model, not a curated record. NCBI's taxonomy places the organism in Eukaryota, Fungi, Ascomycota, Sordariomycetes, Glomerellales, Glomerellaceae. The transcript has 14 exons.
AUGGCAGAGCACGAGAGAGAGAGAGAAGAAUGGGCUCAAGGAAGCAGUCGUCGGGUAUUCAUUCGUACGGAGCAGAGAAAGGCAGCCGAGCCUAGUCGUGCCAGUCUUAACCUCCAAGUCAGCUUCCAUUCGAUCUGGCCAGCCCACCUCACCUGCUACCCCAUGGUGCACCUCAGGUUUGUCUACAUCGCCAUCUGCAUCUGUAUUCUGGGCUACCUAGGUAGAGAAAGGCAGGUACUUUGCCUCAUGCAAUUUCUUUCAAGUCACUUGGACUCAGUCACUCAACCUGAUGGAAGGAAGGAACUGAGGUGCACUCUUUCCAACUCACCUCAACUAACCCGACCUUGGAACAUCUCGGAAAGGAAGCCGCACCCGCAUUUGUACCAGCCACUGCAUAUUGAGGUAGUUACUGUUCCAGCGCUUCGCGGAGCGCUUGACCCGGCACCGAAGGGUCCAGGGGGGCCACUGGGGGGUGGUGACCUUUCACCUCCACACGCGCACGCACCAGAUUCUGCAAAAGGUGGGAAGGUGCGAGGUGUGAACUGGGAUGGAGCGAUGGGCCACGGGCAGUUUGCUGCGCCGUGGCGGGGACACCUUCCCUAUCCAAGACCUCAAGGUACUCCGUGCCGUCAUUUUGGCAGGGAAGUGACUUUGCCCGACGGUGAGCUUCCAUGGCACGCAUGGAGGACGGGAGACCUUUCUCGGGUUGGCAGUCUACCACCAACCGUCAGCCUAGGUAUCACCACCACACAGAGCAUCCGUACCUUGACCUGUUACCUUGGCCAGCCAGUUCUUAAUUAUGGGGUCAUUGCUGAAGCGUCCCAGACUCCCAGCCAUCACUGCGACAGUGUCCACACCUUCAGCUCCAAGUCAAAAGGCAAGGACAACUUCUCGCAUUACGAUCUGGCAUGGCCUCACUUAGACCCGAAGAAUCAACAGAUGCGCCCGAUAUUCAAAGACAUCCAGGCUCGCGCGGCCCGGCCGAUGAUCUUCAACGAGCCAAUAUGCUCACCGACCGAGGAAUGCUCGGAAACCAAACAGCAGCUGAGACCCAAGUCAAUGACCUCUGUCGCCGCAAAACUACACUUCACGAGAUUCCAUCCCCUUCCAUACAGCCAGCCGUUUUGCGCGUAUUGCCUAACCCUGCCUCUUCACUGCCUGACUGAUGGAAGCGAGGAACGAUAUCAAAACACCCGCAUCCAUGGAGCAAAUCAUGACGAGAAGGACAAUGGGGAAGCAACUCUGGCGAUGCAACACCAACCGGGCCUGGCAGAGAAAGACAUGUCAUGCGCACCACGUGGACCCUGUCCUGUCCCUGUCACCGUCUCCUUCACUUUUCGCUGUACGGAUACGCUGUGCCUCCUCGUCUCAUGGUCAGGUCUCGUCCCGCCCGCCCGCUCCCUGCUCUUCCGCCCACCGAUCUCCAACAAGUUAACAACUGACCACCAAACCCUUUACUGCACCUCCAAUGCAUCCAAGCGGGGGCUGUCAACCCCCACAGCCCUGGGCCAAUGGCUCGAGAGAACAAUGAACAAUAUGAUUCAUUGGAGACCUACAGACUCGAGAUCAGAGCACUAUCUCGUUACGCAAUACCUCAACAACCCAUUGGUCUAUCCUCAAGGAUGUGCAAGAUUGGACUUGAGCCUGAAGCUGUCUCUCGACAGAGUCGAUACCUCUCCUACUCACUCACGAUAUCCCAUCCGCUGCGCGCUGCCUUCUGACUUCACCGGAAAAUACCGCCAGCCUCACCGCAACUCCCUUUCCGAUAGGUCUCCGCUCAUCCCCCCACACUAG